Tachyglossus aculeatus (Australian echidna) is the source of this 1612-nucleotide messenger RNA. RefSeq names its product dynein axonemal assembly factor 3 (gene DNAAF3). Bases 20 to 1417 code for a protein of 465 amino acids. Gene Ontology annotation, biological process: motile cilium assembly; axonemal dynein complex assembly. The record is from RefSeq and is a predicted model, not a curated record. NCBI's taxonomy places the organism in Eukaryota, Metazoa, Chordata, Mammalia, Monotremata, Tachyglossidae. The transcript is spliced from 12 exons.
AAGCGGGGCUCUGAGAAACAUGACAGCAGUGGGGUCCGGCGAAGGCUUCGGCUCCAUAGCGUGGUGGGGUCUCUCCCCGGUGCUGGAUCUGCAGCAGGAAUGUCCCCUCCCACACUCGGAAGAGGGGGAACCACCGGGGGCUGAACUCCUCGAACUGAACGUCCUGCUGAUGGGCUCGGUAGAUGGCCGCCAUGUCCUGCGGACCAUGGCACAGGCGGCCCGCUGGCCCCAGCGCCGGGUUAAUUUCUUCAUCCUGGAGCCCAGCCUAGAGAACGUCGCCCGGCAGAUGCUGUUCCUGACCCUGGCCCUGGAAGACCCGGACAAGAUGGGGCUGCAGGAGCGUGUCGAGAUGUUCCUGGAGCUGUGGGGAAACUCGCUGCUGCGGACCGCCGUGGCCAGGUACCUACAGGCCCAGGCCCAGCUCCUCGCCCGGCUCCUGCCCGAGCCCGUCCGCCUGCAGGAACUCCUGCCUCUGUUCAGCCUCAGCGACCUCAAGUUCCGGGAACGAGAUGGGCUGGAAGCCAUUUUCCGAUUCUGGGCGCGAGCCACGCCGGGGGCCUUCCCGCUGCCCCAGCUCUGGGACGCCCGGCUCCGUCACUACCUGGGCUCCCGCUACGACUCCCGAACGGGAGUCAGCGACUGGGAUCUCAACAUGAAGCUGCACGACCGUGGGGCCCAGGUCAUCGGCUGCCGCGAGUACCGACGCUGGAGGGACACCGGCGUGGCCUUCGAGCUCCGGGAUGCCUCGGCCUAUCACGUGCCCAACCUCAGCCUGGCGUCCAGCCGUCUGGUUGUCCACCGUGGAGAGCGAGUCUGUGCCCGAGGGUACUGGGGGGAUGUGGCCACGGGGCCCUUCAUAGCCUUUGGCAUCGAGACCGAGAAUAAGAACCUCCUCCGGACCAGCAACGGGAUCCCCACCAAGUCCGCUAGCGAGAUCUCUCUGUACAACGUCACCGCUUUGUUUCGGGAGCUGAACCCCGGGCCAUCGGGUCCUGAGAGCGGGAAGGAAGCGGGAGACCAGGAAGAGACCGGAGCCCCCGGAGUUGCCUCCUGCCUUCCUCCAGGCCCUCCCAACUUGGGCCUCUUCCGGGUCCACUUUCUGCCCCUGGACUCUGCCGCCAACCUGCCCCACCGGAGCAAAUUCUUCCAGCGGUUUCAGCUCGUCUACACCUCCUGCGGGAUGCUUCAUCAGCUCCGUCCUGACCUUCGGGCCUGUGUGGCCCCCGGGGGCCACCUUGUGAUCGAACUGGCCAGGUACCUGGUCGAUCUGCGGGCGGAGCAAAUGGCCACAUUUGUGGAGCGGGCAAGAGAGCUGGCUCAGGCCGCUGGCUUCUCCCCUCUACUCCCGGGAGGGGAUUCCCGCUCCCCCACGGACACGGACACCUUUGCCCGCUUCUCCCUGUCCCCUGACCCCUAAUUCCCUCGCAACUUCCACGCCCUCCCCCAGUCUGCCUCCUCACCCCCAUCCCCAAUUCCCCCACCAGGCCUCUCUACCCGAUCCCCUUCUCAGCUCCUUCUGGAAUGGAGCGGAGGAGAUGGGAAGGGGGCCUCCCCACUCCGUCCCUCCCAUGACUGUUCCGGCAGGAAUAAAGUAUCCCGGAUGGUAACCUUC